Pomacea canaliculata is the source of this 1571-nucleotide messenger RNA. RefSeq names its product adenosine deaminase AGSA-like. Gene Ontology annotation, molecular function: adenosine deaminase activity. The coding region runs from base 1 to 1416 and encodes 471 amino acids. Gene Ontology annotation, biological process: adenosine catabolic process; inosine biosynthetic process. NCBI's taxonomy places the organism in Eukaryota, Metazoa, Mollusca, Gastropoda, Architaenioglossa, Ampullariidae. The record is from RefSeq and is a predicted model, not a curated record. The transcript is spliced from 10 exons.
AUGGCAAAGAAGCUGGUGGACAAGCUGAUAGUGGAGGAGAAGAAACGCUUGAUCACAUCGGCACAUCUGAAUAAAGCCCCGUUUCCACCCAGAGACAAUUUCUUCUUGUCCCGUGCUGAGAUGGAAACGACGACGGCGUUCAAAGUCCUCCGCGAGAUGCCAAAGGGAGGCGUGCUGCACGUCCAUGACGAAGCGAUUACGAGCAUCGACUGGGUCGUUAAGAAUGUCACCUAUCGACCUAACUGCUACAUGUGCGUGGACUCCUCCUACAACGUCGCAUUUCACUUUUUCUCCAUCCCUCCCCAAAACACAGAUUGCCCUUGGAAGUUGGUGAGUGAGUACAGACGACAGUCCAUGGAUGCAGAAGCUUUUGAUCAAAGAUUACACGCGAACCUGACCCUCUUGGCGGCCUCGCGGGACGUGCACGCGGCCUACCCCAACUCUGACGCCGCGUGGGAGGAGUUCACGGCCUACUUCCGGAAGAUAGAAGGCCUGAUGCUGUAUGCUCCAGUCUUUCAGGACUACCUGUACGAGGGCCUGAGGCAGUUCCGGGAGGAUGGAGUGCAGUACCUGGAGAUUCGCGCCCUCCUUCCGCAGGUAUAUGAGUUGGAUGGCAAAACACACGACAAAGCCACGGUGCUCGGCAUUUACAAGAAAGUCAUCAACCAGUUCGUAGCGGAUUUUCCUGAUUUCACGGGCGCACGUAUCAUCAACAUUGCUGUUAGGUACAAAGAGAAGUCGCUGAUGCUGGAAGAUAUCAAACAGGCGGCAGCCUUAUAUCAGUCGGACCCUGGUUUCAUGGUGGGUUUCGACCUUGUCGGACAUGAGGACCUGCUUUAUCCUCUGUCUUACUACUUCGAAGAGUUGCUUUACCCCUACCAACAGAACCCACCUAUUCAGCUCCCCUACUUCUUCCACGCCGGAGAGACUAACUGGGAAGGAACGGCCGUGGACUACAACCUACUGGACGCCAUCUUGCUUGGAACCAAGCGUAUCGGUCAUGGCUUUUCUUUGCUUAAGCAUCCGCUUCUAAUGGAGAAGGUCAAAGAAAUGAACAUUGCCGUGGAAGUCAAUCCGAUUUCGAACCAGAUACUGAAGCUGGUCGACGACUUGAGGAACCAUCCGGGAGCGGUCCUCAUCGCCAACGGCUUUCCGGUGGUUAUCAGUUCCGAUGAUCCGGUCGUGUGGGGCGCGCUGCCCUUGACACAUGACUUCUACGUUACUUUCAUGACAAUGAUGGGGGCCGACAUGGGGCUGGCCACACUCAAGAAGCUGGCUCUCAAUUCACUGGAGUACAGCGCACUUUCACAAACUGAGAAGCACGACGCCAUCCAUGCUUGGAAGCUGAAAUGGGACAGUUUUAUCAGCAACACCAUACAGAAGUACGAUUUGAAACAUUUAUUCCCCGUUGGCUAAACCUGAUAGCGCACUGGUGUCUUUUCACGCCGAAUUGUACACCGACCUUCGUUUGGAAACACUAAUCGUUCAACACAGAAAUUCUUACCAGUGACUCUUUUCAGUUAAUGGUCAGCUUACCAGAGUAAGUUAAACAAUCAAACACAACAACAACA